This is a messenger RNA of Symphalangus syndactylus (siamang), 1802 nucleotides long. RefSeq names its product coiled-coil domain containing 32 (gene CCDC32). NCBI's taxonomy places the organism in Eukaryota, Metazoa, Chordata, Mammalia, Primates, Hylobatidae. Gene Ontology annotation, biological process: cilium organization. The record is from RefSeq and is a predicted model, not a curated record.
CGACCAAUCGACGCACAGAACAUCGCCGGGUAGGAAGGUAGUUGGAGGACUCCUGGGCUCCGUCACCAGGGGACUCCGCCCCUCCCGAUUUCCUCCGGGCUGCAGGCGACAGAGCUGAGCCAAGCGUUUACUGGGCAUCUGUAGCGCUCAGAUUCCAAAUGAAAAUGUUUGAGAGCGCUGACUCUACAGCCACAAGAUCUGGCCAGGAUCUCUGGGCUGAAAUUUGUUCCUGUCUGCCAAAUCCUGACCAAGAAGAUGGUGCCAACAAUGCCUUCUCAGACUCCUUUGUGGAUUCUUGCCCUGAAGGUGAAGGCCAGAGGGAGGUGGCUGACUUUGCUGUCCAGCCAGCUGUAAAGCCUUGGGCUCCCUUGCAGGAUUCAGAAGUGUAUUUAGCAUCUCUAGAGAAGAAGCUAAGAAGAAUCAAAGGUUUAAAUCAGGAAGUGACUUCCAAGGACAUGCUUCGAACUCUGGCCCAAGCCAAGAAGGAAUGCUGGGAUCGGUUCCUCCAGGAGAAGUUAGCUUCAGAGUUCUUUGUGGAUGGACUUGAUUCUGAUGAGAGGUGACUACAAUUGCAAAGUAGACUUUGCUUUGACAUCUGAUGCCAGGACAAUAGUAUGUUACCAUCCUUCUGUAGACAUUCCAUAUGAAUGCACAAAACCUAUCCCUUGACCAGAUCCUGUGUAUAAUAAUGAAGAAACACAUGUUCAAGUGCUGAAAACUAGAGAAGAAAAAAGUGAACACCUUGAGCGAGAACCCAUAAUAGAACAACUUAGCAAAAUGUUCUUUAUACUAAGUAUGGUUGGCAUCUUCGUGGACAUUAGCACAGAUGUCAGAAGAAACUGGAUCCUCCAGAAGACAGAUGAUAUUGAGGUUCUUGGGGAAUUAAAGAGAAAUAUUACCCUCUGCCUCAUUUGCCAUUGGAGAAAGUGCAAUCUGGUGUAUGCACUAAUAAUAAUAAUAACAUGUCUUUUCAUAUUUAAAAAAGAAACCACAAAAUCUUUAGGAGGCUGAGGUGGGUGGAUUGCUUGAGUCAGGAGUUUGAGAGCAGCUUGAGCAACAUAGACCCCAUCUCUAAAAAAAUUAGCCAAGUGUGGUGAUGUGUGUCUGUGGUGCAACUACUUGGAAGGCUGAGGUAGGAGGAUUGCUUGAGCUCAGGAGGUUGAGGCUGCAGUGAGCAGUGAUCAUGCCUCUGCAUUCCAGCCUUGGUGACAGAGCAAGACCCUGUCUCAACAACAACAACAAAAAUCAAAAUCUAUGCAAAAUUUAAACCCAAUCUUGCGCUAGUCUUGUGGGAAUGAAGAUUAAUUUACCUAAAAAUGCUCCUCUGGUUUUUGUAAUUCUUUUUGUUACUUUUUAAAAAUAUAAAUUUGGCCAGGCACGGUGGCUCACGCCUGUAAUAUCAGCUACUAGGGAAGCUGAGGCAGGAGAAUUGCUUGAACCUGGGAGGCGGAGGUUGCAGUGAGCAGAGACCCGCCACUGCACUCCAGCCUGGGUGACAGGGUGAGACUCUGUCUCAAAAAAAAAAAAUAAACAAAUAAAUAAAUAAAUAUAAAUUUAAGGGGUACAGGUGAAGUUUUGUUACAUAGAUAUAUUACACAGUGGUGAAGUCUGGGCUUUUAGUGUAAUAAUCAUCUAAAUAAUGCACAUUGUACCUCCUGAUUUCCCAUCCUUCACCCACCUCCCACCCUCCUACCCUCCCAAGUCUCCAGUGUCUACUAUUCCACACUCUGUGUUCACGUGUACACAUUUAGCUCCACUUAUAAAUGAGAACAUGCCGUAAAAAAUAUGGAACACUUCACAAA